Helianthus annuus (common sunflower) is the source of this 624-nucleotide messenger RNA. Its product is annotated as BEL1-like homeodomain protein 4. The transcript has 6 exons. The record is from RefSeq and is a predicted model, not a curated record. The coding region runs from base 154 to 624 and encodes 156 amino acids. NCBI's taxonomy places the organism in Eukaryota, Viridiplantae, Streptophyta, Magnoliopsida, Asterales, Asteraceae.
UUAUAGGCGAUUGAAGUUUAUUCACAUGACAUGUCUGUGUAUUGUUGCCGCUGGCCCACACAGGAAUAUUUUUAAACAACAGUGGUUUAGGCUCAUAAGACUGACCCUUUGUUGUGUAUAUUAAUGCAUUGUAUGUAAGCCUCUUACUUGACUAUGGAAGGAACAGAGCGAACGAUGUGGAACAACUCCGGACAGGAGAUGUGGAACAACGGAGCAAUUGAUCCGCCUGGAACCAGCGGAGGACCGCCGCUAGCACCGCCGGGGACUGGAGGUGUUGGUGGGUCGAUUCCGCCACCGCCGGCUGCUCAACCGUCGUACACUGUGUUGCCGUCUCCGGCUGAAGCAGAGGGUUUUCUGCAAAUUCAAGAGCCGAAGAUGUUACAAAUGGGAUUGAUGGAACUGGGCUUACUGGUUGAUAGAAGAUACAAACAAUAUUAUCAUCAAAUGCAGAUAAUUAUAUCAUCAUUUCAAGUAAUUGCUGAAGGUGGAGUAGCAAAAACCUACACAUCACUCGCACUCGAGACCAAUUCAUGCCGUUUUCGGUGCUUGAAAGAUGCAAUCGACAGCCAGGGAACUAGUGGAUCUGGAAGGGUAUGCAUGUGUCGUCAAGCUACGUUUGAAUAA